Molecule: messenger RNA, 1188 nt
Organism: Protobothrops mucrosquamatus (brown spotted pit viper)
Lineage: Eukaryota; Metazoa; Chordata; Lepidosauria; Squamata; Viperidae
Gene: LGALS3
Product: galectin 3
Exons: 6
Coding region: 165-1064 (299 amino acids)
Biological process (GO): positive regulation of calcium ion import; neutrophil chemotaxis; positive chemotaxis
Cellular component (GO): nucleus; immunological synapse
Molecular function (GO): carbohydrate binding; IgE binding; laminin binding
Source: RefSeq, a predicted model, not a curated record
UCCCGCCCAGCCUGAGUCCUUCUCUGCCGCUCGGCCGAGUCAGCCCAGAGUCUCCAGAGGGAUCCGGCCAGAAAAGUUCUGCCAAGAUUUGGUUCUGGACCGUGGAGUCUCUAAAAAAUCCCCAGCUCUGCUAAUUAGCCUGUUGUCUCUCUUGUUUCAGGAAGAUGUCUGAUGGAUUUUCGCUGUCAGAUGCCCUGUCAGGGUCCAACAAUCCUAAUCCAAACACGCAACCGAAUCCUUGGGGGAAUCAGCCUGGUGCCUUCUCAGGCUAUCCAGGAGCACCAGGCGCAUUUCCCGGAGCACCAGGCGCGUAUCCCGGAGCACCAGGCGCGUAUCCAGGAGCACCAGGCGCGUAUCCAGGAGCACCAGGCGCGUAUCCAGGAGCACCAGGAGCCUUUCCAGGAGCACCAGGAGCCUUUCCAGGAGCACCUGGCGCAUAUCCCAAAGUAAUAGGCGUAUGCCCAGGAGGAGUACCAAUACCUGGAGAAUAUUUUGGAGGCCCACCAGGGCCUGGCACAUUUUCAAACACACCAGGAAUAGUUCCACCAGGGGCCUCAGGAAUGUGUCCUGUUCCUGGGCAGCCCCCAAGUGACAAAGGAGCACAGCCAACUGCACCACAAAGUGGACCUGGAGGAUUUUCUGGUCCAUUGAGAGUCCCUUUCGAUUUACCCCUUCCUUCAGGACUUAUGCCUCGCUUAUUAAUAACUGUGACUGGGACAGUGAAUCCAAGGCCAAACAGAUUUCAAGUAGAUUUGAAGAAAGGCAAUGACGUUGCUUUCCACUUUAAUCCCCGCUUCAGUGAGGACAACAUGAAGGUGAUUGUAUGCAACACCAGGAUUCAAGAUGACUGGGGGAAGGAAGACCGGACAGCACCCAGGUUUCCUUUUGAGGCUGGCAAACCUUUUAAGAUUCAGAUUCUCUGUGAAGCAGAUCACCUGAAGGUUGCUGUUGAUGAUGCUCAUCUCAUGCAGUACAAUCACCGCAUUAAAGAGCUGAAUCAGAUCACCAAGCUGUCCAUUUCUGGUGAUGUCACCCUCACCAGUGUCAUGCCUGUCAUGAUCUAAGCUAAGCCUUGGCCCAUGGCAGCCUAGUGCUCAAUAUCCCUGUAAAAACUGGUUGUUUUUUUUUCAAGAAAAAAAAAGAUAUGUUAUUGGGCAGUGACUAAUAAAUAAAACUCUUUACAGUCUA